This is a messenger RNA of Entrophospora candida, 961 nucleotides long. The record is from the annotation of a GenBank genome assembly. NCBI's taxonomy places the organism in Eukaryota, Fungi, Glomeromycota, Glomeromycetes, Entrophosporales, Entrophosporaceae.
AAGGUGGUGCUAUUCCACAAGCGGCAACAUUACGUCAGUUAUAUGUACCUCGCAUUUUUUUAAUACAUUUAGAAAAUCUUAAAACUCAUUUUAGUCAAAAACCUGUUGCUAUUAUCAUGGAUGAAACUACCGAUGCUUGUCAAAGAAGUGUAGUUAAUACUCUUUUUGCAUACCGUAAAAAUACAAAAUUAGUUUCUGUAGACUUUCUCACACGUGUAAAUAAUGUAACUAUGGGUCAAACUCUUAUUAAUAUUCUUCCAAAAUAUGAUAUUCCUAUUACUUCUCCUCGCCUUUUUCUUACAGAUUCAGCUGCAUAUAUGAAAAAGUGUUAUCGCGAAGUUUUACAUCCUAUAAUGCCACAAUUAAUUCAUAUUCCUUGCUGUGCACACAUUUUAAAUUUGAUUGGUGAUACUUGGCGUACAUUUAAUUAUUUUUCAGUAAUUAAAACAUUAUUAGAAAAAGUUAAAGAAACAUUCACUAGAAGUCCAGCACGUCGUCGUCGAUAUAUGGAUCACUUACGGUUUCAUGGAGUUAAUCAACCACGAAAAAUUCCUCUUCCUUGUAAAACACGAUGGAAUUCUUGGUUUGAAAUGGUUUAUUAUACUAAGGAUCAUCUUAUUUAUUGGCCUGGAUUUUUUCAAGCUGAGAAUGAACUUGGCGAAACAGAAACGUUAAAAACCAUUAUAUCUCUCCUUUCACAACAAUUUGGACUCAUUACAAUCUAUAUCAAUUUUAUUUCUAUUUUUUCUCAUCAAUUUGUUCAAACAUUGAAUUUUUUUCAACAAGAAAAACCAGUAUUUCCUUUUAUUGAAAAUCAACUACAAAGUCUUUCAGCAUAUAUAGAAAGUAACAUGGUUGCAACAAGUUUUUUUAAUUUGGAUUCAAUAAUUAUCAAUUGUCAUUUUCACCCAAAUGAGUUUUAUCCUAUUUUCCAAAAAGCAUUUGAAGUGGCUCAUGAAAA